Messenger RNA from Limanda limanda (common dab), 1232 nucleotides. Its product is annotated as 4-galactosyl-N-acetylglucosaminide 3-alpha-L-fucosyltransferase 9-like. The transcript is spliced from 2 exons. The record is from RefSeq and is a predicted model, not a curated record. Gene Ontology annotation, cellular component: membrane. NCBI's taxonomy places the organism in Eukaryota, Metazoa, Chordata, Actinopteri, Pleuronectiformes, Pleuronectidae. Bases 1 to 1125 code for a protein of 374 amino acids. Gene Ontology annotation, molecular function: alpha-(1->3)-fucosyltransferase activity.
AUGUCCCUCUCAAGCUGCCAGACGACUCGUCAGCGGCAAAUUACAUCCGGCUGCUUCCUGUUGGUGUGUUUCCUGGUCGUUUUUUUUACAUACUACAAGCCAGAAAUCGAGUACCCGGAUUUUCGUGAUUAUCUGAAGAGAGGCAAUCAUUCUUGUGAGUGCCCUCAGCACGUGGAAGCACCUACCGAUGGACCCCAGCAGAUCCAGGACGUGGAGGUGGACGCUGAGCCUGAUACUCUUCUCUUGAUUUGGACGUGGCCAUUUGGCUCCAAAUUUGAUCUCAGCUGCGAUAAGUUCAAAUAUAAAGGAUGCCGCUUGACCGAUGACAAGUCUCUUUACCACGAAGCCAACGGGGUUUUCAUCCACCACAGGGACAUUCAUGGAAAUCUGGGAAACUUGCCGAGAGAGCCACGUCCCUGGUUUCAGAAAUGGGUUUGGAUGAACAUGGAGUCACCUUCAAACUGUGGAAAAUUAUCUGGACUUGAUAACUUGUUCAACUUGACAUCCUGUUAUCGCUCAGAUUCACAUAUCCCAGUGCCUUAUGGGCAUUUGGUGCCACAAACAUCUGAGGUUGAGAGUUUCCAGCUGCCCACCAAGGACAAGUUGGUCUGUUGGAUCGUGAGGAACUGGCGUUGGGGGCUCAAAAGAAUUCAGUACUACAACAUACUGAAAAAACACAUCCAGAUAGACACUUAUGGGGGGGCUUUUGGCAAAAAUUUAGAUGCUCAAAACUAUGAAAACAUUCUAUCCAGUUGUAAAUUCUACCUCUCAUUUGAAAACUCUCAACACAAAGAUUAUAUCACAGAGAAGUUAUUUUAUCCCAUGAGACUGGGAACUGUACCCGUAGUUCUGGGCCCUAUGAGAGAAAACUACGAGGAUUAUGUCCCAGGAGACUCUUUCAUUCAUGUAGAUGACUUUUCCACUCCAAAGGAGCUGGCAGAGAGGCUUCUUCACCUAGGCCAGGAUACGACGGAAUACAUGAGAUUCUUUGACUGGAAAAAGAGGUACAAAGUGGUAGAUACACAGUUCGGCAGAGACCAUGCCUGCAAAGCUUGUCGUUACUUACAAGAAAACAGAGGAUACCAGGCUAGUCAUUCUCUUACAAAGUGGUUCUGGAGUCAAUAGCACUAAAUGUAAGAGCAUUGAUCAAAUUAUCAUUUAGUUUGGUUCAAGGAAACUUCUUUGGUUAAGGAAUCAUAAUAUUAACUGGAAUCCAACCAGGACCCAGUAUU